Messenger RNA from Argentina anserina (silverweed cinquefoil), 1218 nucleotides. Its product is annotated as UDP-glycosyltransferase 71A16-like. NCBI's taxonomy places the organism in Eukaryota, Viridiplantae, Streptophyta, Magnoliopsida, Rosales, Rosaceae. The record is from RefSeq and is a predicted model, not a curated record. Gene Ontology annotation, molecular function: UDP-glycosyltransferase activity.
AUGAAGAGACCUGCAGAGUUGGUUCUCAUUCCUGCCCCAGGAAUUGGGCACAUCUUGUCGGCGGUGGAGUUGGCAAAGGUCCUGAUGGCUCGAGAUGACCAAAUUUUCAUCACAGUUCUCAUCAUGAAGCUAGACCUUGACUCCAAGCCCAGUGAAAUUGAUGUUACUGAUACAGGGAGUGACCGUAUCAACUUCAUCACCCUCCCAGAAGUCAACAUAAGCACGGACGCCGAUCCCAGCAACUUCCUCAAGUUAUUUGUUGAUAGUCACAUACCUCACGUUAAAGAUGCAGUCUCCAAGCUCAGCCAGUUUUAAUUUGCGCCUAGACUUGCUAGGUUUGUUAUUGAUAUGUUUUGUACCAGUUUUAUAGACGUUGCCAAUGAACUAGGGGUUCCUACAUAUGUGUUCUUCGCAUCCAACGCAGGGUUUCUUAGGCUCGUGUUCCACCUCCAAAUCCUUCAUGAUGAGUAUAACGACGGCACCGAUUUAAACGUCGGAUAUGCUUUGUUGGUAGUGCCUGGUUUCGCCAACCCACUGCCGGCUAGUGCCUUACCCAAAACGUUUAUGGACAAGAAUAGCACGCUCUCAUUCAUCAACCAUGCAAGAAGAUCGGGGUUCGCACUUGGGGCAGAUAGCAUCUUCAAGUAGCUUGAUGAGCAGCCUCCAUUGUCGGUUGUGUUCUCGAGUACCAUGGGAAGUUUUGACGAGGACCAGGUUAAGGAGAUAGCCUAUGCCCUAGAGCACAAUAGAUAUCGAUUAUUGUGGUCUCUGCGAGAGCCCCCAGCAAAGCUGAAGGUUGCUUACCCUCGUGAAGAUGCAAAUUACAAGGGAGUCUUGCCUGAAGGGUUCCUGAUCGGACCACAGGGAUUGGGAAGGGUUGUAGGAUGGGCUCCUCAAGUGGCCAUCUUGGCGCACCCUUCCAUCGGAGGGUUCAUAUCUUAUUGCGGGUGGAAUUCUAUGCUUGAGAGUCUUUGGUAUGGUGUGUCUGUUGGCGCACUGCCAAUGUAUGCCGAGCAACACUUGAAUGCAUUUGAGAUGGUGAGGGAAUGGGGAUUAGCAGUAGAAGUAAGUAUGGUAUAUAAGAAGGGCAAUUUGAAUGAGCAAGAUAUAGAGAGAGGGAUUAGGCAACUGAUAGAGCUUGGUAGUGAUACCAGGAAGAGGGUGAAGAAGAUGAGUGAAAUGAGCAACAAAGCCAUGAUGGAUGGUGGUUCCUCUUAG